AUGACUCUAUUGGUGCCACCUCCUAUUUUUACCUCUAUAGCGGGGCCAAAAAUUGCAGCCGGUGUCCUUAUGCUCUUUGGAUUUCUAAUGACUGGAAACGUUUAUCAACCUCCUGAAGAUAUGAACUACCAAAAUCUGACUGAUGAUUUGACCGUUGCUUUUAAUAAAUUCACUGGAUGCGGGGUGAAAAAUGAAGAUUUUUCAUCGGCAAAAUUUCGUUCGGGACUCAAAAAUGCACGAAUUCUUGGAGGCAAAAAUGCAGAAAAUUGGCCAUGGAUGAUAUAUUUAUUGCAAAACAACGAACACAGAUGUGGUGGAACAUUAAUUAAUUCCAAAUGGAUUGUUACUGCUGCACAUUGUAUUGCGUUUCCUAAUGAACCAGAAAGGUACAAAGUAAUUCUCGGAGAACAUAACAUUUCCACAUUCAGUGGAAAUCAAAGGAUGUCUAGUAUCGCUUCCAUCAGAAGACACAAAAAAUUUAAUGCUGUCAACUACGACCAUGAUAUUGCAUUACUGAAGCUCAAAAACCCUGUAAUAUUCAAUAAACACAUAUCGCCAGCAUGUUUACCAGACCAAGGAUUUCCAACUGAUGCGACAAAUACUAUAUCAUUGGAAUCAGCAUUUACUGGGAAAAAAUGUGUUGUCUUAGGUUGGGGGAAAACAGAAAACAACAACGACCAAGAACCAAAAAUCAAGGUCCUUCAAGAAUUAGAAGUUUCCGUUCUACCUCGAGUAUUGUGUACGUCAAUAACAGAAGAAAAAAAUUCAGGAGAAUAUAAUAACAUUAUAGUGAAAGCAAAUUCUACAAAAUUCUGUGCUGGAGGAUAUCCUGGCGAAGACACAUGUGACGGUGACAGUGGUGGUCCUUUACUGUGUCGUGAUAAUAACGGAAAGUUCAAUUUGCAUGGUAUAACUUCAUACGGCCCAACACCAUGCGGACAAAGUGGGCUACCGGGAAUAUACACCCAGGUAUCAGGAUAUCGACGCAAUGGGGAUCUUUCUAACUGUUGUAUAAAACAGCGAGAAAUUAGGUCUAUUAAACAUAAGAAAUUUUAUACUGAUACAAUAGAAAAUCAGCUUAACUCAACAUUUCCGUGGAGUAUACUACAAGAAACUUUAAUAAUGACUCUAUUGGUGCCACAUCCGAUUUUUACCUCUAUGUCGGGGCUAAAAAUUGCAGCCGGCAUCCUCAUGCUCUUUGGAUUUCUAGCGACUGGAAACGCUCAUCAACAUCCUGAAGAUAUAAACCUCCAAAAUCCGACCGAUAAUUUGAUUGUUGCUUUGAAUAAAUUCACUGAAUGUGGGGUGAAGAAUGAAGAAUUUCCAUCGGCAAAAUUUCGUUCGGGAUUCAAAAAUGCACGAAUUCUAGGUGGAAAAAAUGCAGGAAAUUGGCCAUGGAUGAUAUAUUUAUUGCAAAACGGUAAACACAUAUGCGGUGGAACAUUAAUUAAUUCCAAAUGGAUUGUUACUGCUGCACAUUGCAUUGCGUUUCCUAAUGAACCAGAAAGGUACAAAGUAAUCCUCGGAGAACAUAGCAUUCCUACAUAUAGUGAAAAUCAUAGGAUGUCUAACAUCGAUUCCAUCAGAAGGCACAAAAAAUUUAAUUUUGUCAACUUCGACCAUGAUAUUGCAUUGCUAAAGCUAAAGAAUCCUGUAAUAUUCAAUAAACACAUAUCACCAGCAUGUUUACCAAACCAAGGAUUUCCAACUGAUGCGACAAAUACUAUAUCAAUGAAAUCAGCAUUCACUGGGAAAAAAUGUGUUGUCUUAGGUUGGGGGGAAACAGAAAACAAAAAAAAACAAGAACCAACAAUCAACGUCCUUCAGGAAUUAGAAGUUUCCGUUCUACCUCGAGUAUUGUGUACGUCAAUAACAGGGUUAGAAAAUGGAGAAGUAUAUCAUCACAUGGAAGUGAAAGCAAAUUCUACAAAAUUCUGUGCUGGGGGACAUCCUGAUGAAGACACAUGUAAAGGUGACAGUGGCGGUCCGUUACUGUGUCGUGAUAAUAAUGGAAAGUUUAACUUGCAUGGUAUAACUUCAUACGGCUCAACACCAUGCGGACAAGUGGGCCUACCGGGAGUAUACACCCAGGUAUCAGGAUAUCGUGAUUGGAUUGAUUCACACAUGAAAUAAAAAGACUUUCCUUUGAAACAAAGCAUGGAGCAUUGAAUUCAACUACCUUAUACUUUUUAAUAUUAUUUGUUGGAUAUUCCAUUUUUUUUAAUAAAUUAAUUUAUUUAAUAAUAUUCUAUUAAUACUAA
Styela clava is the source of this 2261-nucleotide messenger RNA. Its product is annotated as chymotrypsin-like elastase family member 2A. NCBI's taxonomy places the organism in Eukaryota, Metazoa, Chordata, Ascidiacea, Stolidobranchia, Styelidae. The record is from RefSeq and is a predicted model, not a curated record. Gene Ontology annotation, molecular function: serine-type endopeptidase activity. Gene Ontology annotation, biological process: proteolysis.